AUGUAUAUCCGUCAAUCCAAACUCCAUCACCUCAAGGAGUACAAGUACUCUGGUGUCGACCAUUCUCUUGUCUCCAAAUAUGUCCUCAAGCCGUUCUGGAACCAGUUUAUCAAAUUGUUCCCCAUGAACAUGGCUCCCAACCUAAUUACCCUCACCGGCUUCUCGUUCAUUAUGAUAAAUCUCGCGACUUUGCUUUGGUAUAAUCCUACUUUGGAUCAGAACUGUCCUCCAUGGGUUUACGCCUCUUGGGCAGUUGGAUUGUUUUUGUAUCAGAGCUUCGAUGCCGUGGAUGGUAGCCAGGCACGAAGGACGAAGCAGAGCGGUCCACUUGGUGAACUCUUUGACCAUGGCGUUGACGCGUGCAAUACCACCCUUGAGGUCGUUAUUUUCGCCGGUGCUGUGAACCUGGGUUAUUCAUGGCAAACAGUUGGAACACUCUUUGCGACUCUUUGUUCGUUCUAUUUGACAACUUGGGAGGAAUAUCAUACUCAUACCUUGUACUUGGGACCUGUAUCUGGACCUGUUGAAGGUAUCUGUGCGGUUAUUAUCGUAUACGCUAUUACGACUUUUACUGGUGGUUACUACUGGCAUGGAAGCAUGUUGAGGAGCAUUGGGGUGCCAGAAUUUGAAUGGAUUCCCAAGCCUGUUUAUGAAGCCAGCUUCAUUACUACCUACAUGAUUUACGGGGGUGUUAUUUUGGGGUUCAGCAUUUUCCAGAGCUCGAUGAACGUCGUUAAGGCACGCCGAGAAGCUGGUCUCCGUGUCCGCCCUGCUCUUCUUGGUCUCGCCCCAUUCUUUGCUCUAUGGGUUCUUAUCCCCACCUGGCUUUACAUCCAACCUCAAAUCCUCAAUAAUCAUCUUAUUCCAUUCAUGUUCUUCGUCGGUGCCUCCUUCGCCUACCAAGUCGGCCUCAUCAUCAUAGCACACCUUACAAAAUCCGCUUUCCCAUACUUCAACGUCCUAAUCAUCCCAAUUUUCUUGGGAACCAUGGACUCCCUUGGACCUUUCCUUACCGAAAACUACGGAUUCGGAUGGCCAAGUGUCCUAGGCGAGGAGUAUGAGAUCCCAUUCGUAUUCUUGUGCUUGGGAUGUGCGUAUGGCGUGUAUGGAAGCUUUGUGUUUGAUGUUGUAUUGAAUAUCUGUGAUUAUUUGGACAUUUGGUGUUUAACUAUCAAGCAUAGGAAGACGAAUGAUGCUAAUGAGACUAUUGUGGCCGAGGUUUUCUCGAAGUUCUUCGAUAAGCUCAAUGCGUUGAGUGGAUCGGAUGUACAGGUAAACGGCAACGGGAAUGGCGUAGAGAAAAAGACCUUGUGA
Molecule: messenger RNA, 1314 nt
Organism: Orbilia oligospora ATCC 24927
Lineage: Eukaryota; Fungi; Ascomycota; Orbiliomycetes; Orbiliales; Orbiliaceae
Exons: 3
Coding region: 1-1314 (437 amino acids)
Biological process (GO): phospholipid biosynthetic process
Cellular component (GO): membrane
Molecular function (GO): phosphotransferase activity, for other substituted phosphate groups
Source: RefSeq, a predicted model, not a curated record